Molecule: messenger RNA, 1132 nt
Organism: Schizosaccharomyces cryophilus OY26
Lineage: Eukaryota; Fungi; Ascomycota; Schizosaccharomycetes; Schizosaccharomycetales; Schizosaccharomycetaceae
Exons: 2
Coding region: 469-633 (54 amino acids)
Source: RefSeq, a predicted model, not a curated record
AUUCAUUUUAGUUAACAUUCAUUUAAACGAGAAUAUUUUUUGUUAGAACGAUUGUAGAAUACAUGAAACGCUUUUCUUUUUUGCCAGGGUCAAGAGAAUAUACGGGAAAGUUGUAAUCAUAAAGUAAUCCAUUUUCUUGUGCUGGUAAAUUAAUUAAUUACUUUAUUGGUUUGUUAAAUCAUUCCUAGUGAAAUGCCAUUUGAAAGCAAUAUAAAAUCGUCUUCAUGGAAUACCUUAAGAGGAACGUACUUGGCUGAGUUAAUAAAACUACUUAUCGUCUCUGUCAUAUCAACGAAAAGAAUGUUUUGUUACAAAGUUUUGCUUGCAUGAAGAGAUGGAUCCUUUCGAACCAAUAAGUUACCUAGGAGACUCCCGCCCAAAGAAACAACUAGUCCUUACGGCACUUUGACACUGUCUUUAGAAAUAUUCUUAAAUCUUCGGUUUCCUCCUGUUUUCAUUUAUCUCAAAAUGGCUAUGACCUUUAAACAACAGAUGUUAUCUAUUUUUGGAAUUUUCAUAUUUGGUGGUCCUGUUUCGUUCAUCUUACUGAAGAACCAUCUAUAUGAAAAGCGAAGGGAAUACUUUAAACUGCAGAAGCAGAGAGAUGCUCAAAACACAAAAGACACCAAUUAAAUGAUUAGGAGUCUUAUGAUUCAGCGUUCGUCGACUUUAUAUUCUCAAGCGUUUCUUCCUCAAAGAGGAGUUUACAAAGUGUAGAUUUCCCACUCCCCCUUCUGAAUCCAUGCAUCAUCUGCGCUUAACAAUGUGAAAGAUUCCUUCCGCUAUUACAAUAUAAAGAAAUAAAGAAAAAGAAAAAGCAUACUCAGGACAAAUCCCUGGUACUUCUCAUUUUGUCUCCUUGGCUACAAGUAUAAAUGAGUUGUCAUUUGAACAAAAUAGGCACACUAAUAAAUAUUUUUUGUUUAAAAUAAUAACAAGUUGCAAACAAAAGAAAAAUUUACAACAAAAUGGAAUACGAAAGAACGAAUUACUCAUGGGAACAUUCAUUGCAAAACAAACACAGUUAUCUAUAUAGAUUACUGAAAUAUCCUCGUAAUUGUAUGGAAAACAAGAUGAAGGAAAAGGAAAUUAGGAAGAAUAAACAGAAAUAAUUCAUUGAACAUUGGGCACA